AUGGCCGACACCGCUCCCGCUGCAGUUGCUGAGCGCAACUACGGCUCCGACACGUCCUCGGCCGAAGGCCAGGCCCGCGGUGGGCGCAGGCCCAGGAACGUCGCUCUGGCCCACCCGGCGGCCGAGCACCUGCCGACGCCUCCUCAGUCGAGCGGCUUGAGCCAGCCUGCGGAGGAGGAGAAGUCGUUUGAGUCGGCGAUACUGAUGGACAUGUACCCAACAGGUACUCUGCUCAAGGGCGCCACCGACGCCGAGGGCAAGCCCAAGGACGCCGCUCUGCUCGUGGGCAUCAAGCUCGACCUCGAGGCCGAGAUCCACCUGACGGCCCGCGUCCGCGGUGACAUCUGCGUCGGACUGUACUGA
Messenger RNA from Diplodia corticola, 363 nucleotides. RefSeq lists its product as uncharacterized. The coding region runs from base 1 to 363 and encodes 120 amino acids. NCBI's taxonomy places the organism in Eukaryota, Fungi, Ascomycota, Dothideomycetes, Botryosphaeriales, Botryosphaeriaceae. The transcript has 3 exons. The record is from RefSeq and is a predicted model, not a curated record.